CUGUUCGGCCGCGCCGCAGGGAGCGCGCGUACGGAGGCCCACGAGGCUCCUGUGGUCCAGCGCUGCUGUGAGCUCCCGUGGGCUGAGCUCGUUAUAAAAUCAAGAGGCCUUGCAAAUCUGAUGGCAUGGCUUUAAUUACUUUGAGGAGGAACCUUUGUCAUUUAUCUGAUUUUCGGAUACAUGGAGCUCUGGCUGCUCUGAAAAGUCAACCUGUAAAUCACGUUCACAAGGCAGUCAGAGAGCGUCUGCGUCCGUGGUUCUCUUCACUGCAACCUGAGCCUUUCAGGGUCAGGUUCCAUCAUGCCUGCUGUAAAAAGUUCCAUUCAGAAAAUGGAAAUGACCUUCAUCCAGUUGGUGAGCCAGUGUUCUCUCAAGUACAUGAUUUGGACAGUUUUGAACAAAAUCUUAAAAACAUGGACGAAGAGAUAUUUUACAGCAGACUAAACAGCUUCACUUCAUCAGAGGAAGUGCUAAGUUUUAUAAACACACUGCAGACUUUGCCUGAUACAAUGGCGGCAGCAGCCUUACAACGGAUUUGUGAAAUGGGAAAAAAAGAUGGUGAGCAAGGGCUGCCAAAGGAAAUACUGGAGAAUCACGUCUUUCAAGCUCUAUGUGUUCCAUUUGAGCAGGAACCCUCAAAUCUGUCAAACACUGCUUUGGUGACUGCUUUGCAAGCCCUGACUCUGUUGGAUGUGGAUCCCCAAAGUGACUUGUUAUUGAACCUGGUGGCAGAAUGCCAGCAUCGUCUCCAAAGGGGUGGCCUGGAAGUCCAUGGUCUUUGUGUUCUUGGAGAAAGUCUGAUUAAAUUGCAAGGUCCAGGUUGUGCGACACUAGACUUGGUUAUAUAUCAACUGCAAGGUGAAAAAUUGGAAAACUUCCACCCUGAGGAUAUCGUGGCCCUUUAUAGGAUACUGCAGGCAUGUACUGAAAAAGCGGACCAACACCAGACAUUUCUUAAUAAGAUAAACAACUUUUCCCUGUCAAUAGUUUCCAACCUGAGUCCUAAGUUGAUAAGCCAAAUUCUCACUGCCUUAGUGGCUCUUGAUCAAACUCAGGCACUUCCUCUGGUUAUAAAAUUGGGAAAAUAUGUUGUGAGGCAUAUCCCUCGUUUCACCAACGAAGAGCUCAGGAAGGUCUUAGAGGCUUUCAUAUACUUUGGGCACAACGACAGGUUUCUCACAACAGCCCUGGAGCAGCAUGUAGCUUCUCUCUGUCUCACCCUGGACCCCGAGGUUGUCAGCACUGUCACAGAGUACUGCAGCAGAAAACAGAUUCUUUCAGAACCCAUCCUGAAUGCAGUGGCGGAAACUUUUGUUUGCCAAUCAGAAAAACUUUCACCUAGUCAGAUUGCGGAGUUGAUCGAAGCAUUUGGAAAACUCAAUUAUUUGCCACCAAAUGCCUCUGAUUUAUUUAGAAAGCUAGAAGAUACAUUAUUCACUCAUUUUAAUUCCUUUCCUCCCAAAACACUAUUGAAACUUCUCCAUUCGUGUUCGCUUAUUGAACACCAUCCUGUCAACUUUAUGGCAAAACUGUACAGCCCUUAUUUUCUUCAACGGCUCCUAGGUGAAGAAUCACAUUUGGACAGACUGAGCCUAGCACAACUGACCCAACUUUUCUUAACCUCCAUCCUCGAAUGUCCUUUCUAUAAGGGUCCAAAACUUCUUCCUAAAUAUCAAGUGAAGUCAUUUCUUACUCCGUGCUGUUCCCUGGAGACGCCUGUGGAUUUCCAGCUUUAUAAGUCUGUGAUGAGUGGACUGAUUGACUUUUUAGGAGGAAGACAGUAUUUUGCUUCCAAAGUGUUAACGCCGUAUUGCUACACAAUAGAUGUUGAAAUUAAAUUAGAUGAAGAAGGAUUUGUAUUACCAUUUACAGUUAAUGAAGAUGUACAUAAAAGGGUAGCCCUGUGUAUUGAUGGUCCGAAAAGAUUUUGUUUGAAUAGUAAACACUUACUGGGAAAGGAAGCCAUCAAGCAAAGGCAGCUACGCGUACUGGGUUAUGAGGUUGUUCAGGUACGGUGUCAUCCUCUUUUUUCCCCCCCAAACAACAGUUCAGAUUUCCUUUUUCCAGGGCACUAAGUGGUUGGCCAGCCCAAAGGACCAAGAAUUUAAAUGCCAACUUUGUUAAUUAGGCCUAAACCCCUUGAUUCAUACUUUGAAACACAGAACUUUCAAACCUUCGGUUUUCCAAAAGUGGGGAAUCCCUAUGUUCCCCGUAAGCUCUGCUUACCAGUGUUUGGAUUACUGAAUUAUUGGAAUGUCUGCUGUGUGUUAAUUUCCCCGAUUUAACAAAUAAAAAAGGACAAGAUAGCCUAUUAAAACCAGGAUCUUCAUCAAACACAUGUUUAAUACCUUAUCUGACUUUACAUCGGAAAUCACGUAAGAUCUUCUAUGAGGAGCCCAGGGGGUGCCCAUGGAGCUUCCCCAGUUCCCAGGCCGUCUGCCCUCUGCUUUCCUGUCUGGGUACUUUUCCAUUCCAUUGGCACAGCCCCAGAUUAAUUUUCCAGAACCAAUCGUGCCAGCGUGGGCUCAGCCUUCACUGCACUGCUUACAGGACCAAGUCAAAGCUCCUUUGCAUCUCUCCAUCCCAGGCCCUUGCUCUGAGCCCAGUGGCCACUUUCCGCCCUCGCCCCCUCCGUCCCCUGCAUUCCCUCGCCUUUCUCCUGUGCCCAGCUGCUUCCACCACCAUGCUGGUCUCCAGCACCCCGAGUAGCUCACCUCUGCUCAUUCACCAGCUCCCCACUCAAGGUCACCUUUUACUCCAAUCUGACAAUACCAGAGCACCGAUUUUCUUUGCACGCUCUGCUUUGCAUGUACUGAGCCCCUGCUAUGUGCCAGGCGCUGCUGUAGGCACUGGGCCCACGGGAUGAGAAAGCUGGCAUGAUCCUUGCCCUCCAGGAGCUUACCUUCUGCCAUGGCAGAGGGCGUGAGAGAUAAGUAACCAAAAGCCCAAGGGAAAUUCAGACUAUGGGCUAUGAAGAAGUAUGACGAAUUUUAUUUUCCUCCCUUUACAGCUCCCUUAUUACGAGAUUGAGAUGCUAAAAUCAAGACUUGAAUUGGUAGAAUAUUUACAAAGAAAACUAUUUUCUCAAAACACUGGCAUUUGUUGGUAACAAGAAGGAAUACUGGCCUCAGGACUCAUAAUGAAAGAAAUUGUGUUUUCAUGGACUCAGUAUAGGAAAAAGAAUGUAUUUUGUGAAUCAGCUAUUUGUUAAUGGACUGGUGGUCUGGAAAGGGGCUGGAGUUUACCUUAUACCAUGCAUAUAAUUAUCG
Molecule: messenger RNA, 3269 nt
Organism: Rhinolophus ferrumequinum (greater horseshoe bat)
Lineage: Eukaryota; Metazoa; Chordata; Mammalia; Chiroptera; Rhinolophidae
Gene: FASTKD3
Product: FAST kinase domains 3
Exons: 6
Coding region: 126-2075 (649 amino acids)
Biological process (GO): mitochondrial RNA processing; regulation of mitochondrial mRNA stability
Cellular component (GO): ribonucleoprotein granule; mitochondrial matrix
Molecular function (GO): RNA binding
Source: RefSeq, a predicted model, not a curated record